GUUCGGCCCCGCCCCUCUAGGAGCCCCGCCCCCUAACAGUCCCCGCCCCUUUCGUGGCACGGGCCGCUUCCUGACGCGAUUCCCCUCCCCCUCCGGGUUCGCACAGGGAGUCCAGACCCGGGCCGCCACCGUCACCUCGGCCGCUGCGGCCGCCAUCGCCUUGUUCCCCCGCCUCUCACCAUGGCCGAGGAGCUCUCUGCGGCCACGUCCUACACCGAAGAUGAUUUCUACUGCCCCGUCUGUCAGGAAGUGCUCAAGACACCCGUGCGGACCGCGGCCUGUCAGCACGUUUUCUGUAGAAAAUGUUUCCUGACCGCAAUGAGAGAAAGUGGAGUACAUUGUCCCCUGUGUCGUGGAAAUGUGACUAGAAGAGAGAGAGCAUGUCCUGAACGAGCCUUAGACCUUGAAGAUAUCAUGAGGAAAUUUUCUGGUAGCUGCAGAUGCUGUGCCAAACAGAUUAAAUUCUAUCGCAUGAGACAUCAUUACAAAUCUUGUAAGAAGUAUCAGGAUGAAUAUGGCGUUUCUUCUGUCAUUCCAAACUUUCAGAUCUCUCAAGAUUCAGUAGGGAACAGUUCUGGGCAUCCCACCUUUAAGUGUCCCCUGUGUCAAGAAUCAAAUUUUACCAGACAGCGUUUACUGGAUCACUGUAACAGUAAUCACCUAUUUCAGAUAGUUCCUGUGAAUCUUCAGCUAGAUGAGGAAACCCAAUAUCAAACUGCUGUUGAAGAAUCUUUUCAAGUAAACAUCUGAAGGCUGUAGACAUCUCCACAUCUUUGUACCUGCAAGUGCCAUCUUUAAGGGGAAAACUACAAGAAAUCACUGUUUCAACAACUUGA
Propithecus coquereli (Coquerel's sifaka) is the source of this 836-nucleotide messenger RNA. It is a transcript of the gene RNF138, whose product is annotated as ring finger protein 138, E3 ubiquitin protein ligase. The transcript has 5 exons. Lineage: Eukaryota; Metazoa; Chordata; Mammalia; Primates; Indriidae. The coding region runs from base 181 to 750 and encodes 189 amino acids. The record is from RefSeq and is a predicted model, not a curated record.